GGUUUGUGUGUUCGUCUGCGAGAAGAGAAGUCAUCUGAGCAGAUAGGUGGCGGUGUAGCUAGCAUGUUGACAAGCAAGCACAAUUACAAACCCCCGGCGUCAUUCAGUACCCGAUAUUAUGUGAUAUAUUACCAGCAAACUUCAAGGUAGUUUCCGCAUGGUUAACAACCGCUAAUCUGUCCUCUGCUCCGUGUUUACUCAGACUGUUAACGUUAAUGGUGAGUGAUGGCAGUUGAACAGUUUGUGUCAAAGACACUUGAGCUUCUACAAGAGGAGAGGGAGGCUGAAAUAGAUGAAACCAGGGUAUGGCAGGAGAACGUCUCUCUUAAGGAUCUUCAAAACAAAGGAGUAUGUCUGCUGAAACUGCAGAUAGGAAGUCAGUCCACAGGCCUGUAUGGUCGAACUGUCGUCGUCCUAGAGCCAAGAAAGCAUCUUGGUUUCUUAUCUCUUCCAAGCAACAGCUUUGGACCUGGGGACAUAGUUGGCCUGUAUGACACUGGUGGAUGCAGUGCAGUGUCUCAGAUCAGCACAGGGAUAGUGACGAGGGUCACCCAGGCAGCUAUAAGUGUGGCCUUUGACGAUUCAAAGGAUGGGCUCAGUUUUGAUACAGAUGCUCUUUACAAUCUUCUAAAGUUGGCAAAUGAUGUGACUUACAAACGAAUGAAACAUGCCUUGAAUGCAUUAAAUGGAUACUGCAAUGGACCAGCUGCAAAUCUGAUAAAUGUUCUCUUCGGAGACUCAAAACCUUCAUCUCAAUCGCAGCCAAAUGAAGUAGAAUUCUUAAACUCAAACCUGGAUGAUUCCCAGAGAGAAGCUGUGUCCUUUGCUCUGUCUCAGAGAGAACUGGCUGUGAUUCAUGGACCACCAGGCACUGGGAAAACCACCACAGUGGUGGAGAUCAUUCUGCAAGCUGUCAAACAAGGCCAAAAGAUCCUGUGCUGUGCCCCCUCUAACGUGGGUGUGGAUAAUUUAGUGGAGCGGUUAGCCCGAAGCAAGGCCAAGGUUCUGAGGCUGGGACAUCCUGCCAGACUGCUGGAGUCCAUACAGAAACAUUCACUGGAUGCCAUCCUUGCUAAGAGUGACAAUGCAAACAUCAUCGCUGACAUCCGUAAAGACAUCGAUAAAGUGUUUACGGGAAUGAAGAAGAUGCAUGACAAAGGAGAUCGGGGGAACUUCAGAAGGGAAAUAGGAGAGCUAAGAAAGGAGCUGAAAACCAGGGAAGCAACAGCCAUCACUCAGAUCCUGAAAAGUGCUGAUGUCGUCUUAUGCACCAACACAGGUGCUUGUCAUGACGGCCCUCUGAAGUUCCUGCCAGCAGAGCAUUUUGAUUGGGUGGUGAUAGACGAGUGCGCUCAGGCCCUGGAGAGCAGCUGCUGGAUCGCCCUGCUCAGAGCACGCAAGUGUAUUCUGGCUGGAGACUACAAGCAGCUACCACCUACUAUCAAAUCACAAACAGCUGCAUCAAAAGGCUUGUCUCUCAGUCUUAUGGAGAGACUUAUCCAGAUGUACGGGGACUCAGUGGUCCGAAUGCUAACAGUACAGUACCGCAUGAACAGUGCCAUCAUGGAAUGGGCCUCCAAAGAGAUGUACCAGGGAAAACUAACUGCUCACAACUCAGUGGAGAGACACUUGUUAAAAGAUCUACCAGGAGUCACCUGUGUAGAAGAGACCAGCACGCCCCUUCUUCUGAUUGACACAGCAGGCUGUGGUCUGAGUGAAAUGGAGGUCACAGAUGAGCAGUCCAAAGGCAAUCAAGGUGAAGUAGACAUUGUUGAACUGCACAUAAAGGCCUUGACUGAAGCUGGGGUUAAAGCUAAAGACAUAGCUGUUAUUGCACCGUACAAUCUACAAGUUGAUCUUCUGCGCCAGAAACUUUCUGCGAGGCAUCCAGAGCUGGAGAUAAAAUCAGUGGAUGGAUUUCAGGGCAGAGAGAAAGAAGCUGUGGUAUUGUCAUUAGUCCGGUCCAACAGGAAAGGUGAGGUUGGAUUUCUGGCAGAGGACAGAAGGAUAAACGUGGCUGUUACACGUGCGAGACGUCAAAUUGCUGUAGUAUGCGACACCCAAACGGUUCAGAAUCAUGCUUUCCUGAAGUCCCUAGUCAAUCAUAUGACUGAGUUUGGCGAGGUCAGAACAGCAUUUGAGUACAUCCAGGACAUCGUACCACAGAACUACACCCGCGACCACAAAGACACAAAGCCAAGUACAUCUGCCAGCAGCUCCAUGUCAGCUAAACAGAAGGUCAAAGAUCAGCGUCCCAGUAAGGCAAAGCCAGGCCAGAAGAAAUCCACUGGUAGCAGCAUUAAGGAGGAUGAUAAGAAACAAGAUAAGCACACAAACUCCUGCACAUCCGCACUGACAGAGGAGGAACAGAAAAAGAACAGAUACACUGAGAUCAGACAACAGGUGGAGAGCUUUCUGAAGGAUUUAAAUCAGAGUGAGCUAAAGUUUCCAUCAUCGUUUAACUCUCAUGACCGACUGCUGGUCCACCAGAUCGCUGAGGAGAUGAGCCUUGUGCAUGAGAGCAAAGGCGAGGGGAAUGACAGGUGUAUCACUGUCUCAAGACCAGCUGAGGAGCUGACACAAGCAAAGGAAGAAGAAAAAGAAGAAGAAGAAGAAGAAGAAGCAGCUCAGGAAGAGGAAACUACCCCAAAUCCCCCAAAAGAUCCAUUGUGUCAGCUUCCAUUAGAUUUGAAAAGUUUACAUUUGGAGCGAAUGAAGAGGGAGCAACAGAAAAGGGAGGAAAAUGCUCAACAAAAAAAGCAACAGAACAACAUCCCACCAGCUCAAGCACAAUCUUCAAAGAAGGCCAAGUCUAAAGGGAAGAACCGAACCAAGGCAGGCGCCUGUGACAUCGCUGCUGCUGCCGCUCCAGACGAUGACUUCGACACACUUAUCAAUGCUGUCGUGAAGGCUGAAAGUGUGUGCAGCUUUGUCAAGUGUAAAGCCUCUGUGCUAACCCUCGGUCAGCUUUGCCUCUUUUGCAACAGGCAAUAUUGUCUCAGUCAUCACAUACCAGAGGUUCACGGUUGUGGAGAUAAAGCCAAAUCUCAUGCUCGGAUGAGAAUAAGCAAGGAGGGUGUUCUUUAUGCUGGCAGUGGGAAGAAAGACAAAUCCAUGGACCCCAAUAAGAAAGCCUAUCUGCAAAGGAAGCUGGACUCUAAACUGAAAGACAUGGCAUCACAGAGGAAAGUAAAAAACAAAGAGAAGGAUAGUUAACAAUAACAAAUAAAAUCUGCAAUUUAACAGAUUUGAAGCCUGUUCUGAAAAAAAUAAACAGUUCGAAUAUUUAAAAAAUGUUUCUAGUCUUCUUUGAUCAAUUACACAUGCAUCUUUUUAACCCUUCAUUGGAUACAGUCGGGCAUCAUACAGUUUCUUGCUUAAUUUCAUGCAACUUUUAUCUUGUCACUUGCAACAAUCAUACAAAAACACACUCUCCUAUUAAGUCUUCAAGUUUAGAGCUGUGCGUCUAUGGUCAGAGGACAGACUGUCAGUGGGGAGGAGCUUUUCCCCUCUGAGAUCGAACAGGGAUGUGCUCUUUUUAAUUUUUUUCCUUUUAUUAUGUAAACAAGAUCCAAUAACAAUACAUUGGACGAAAACAGAAAACGAAUUCAGUCACAUUACAACACAAUAAUAGUACAUGACAAAUAAAGGAGACACUAGAGGGGUAGAUGAGAACUGUUAUAUAAUGUAUACAAGCACAUUGUGUUGUAAAGAGAGAUUGACAAGUGUUAUACAUAGCAAAGCCAGUGAUUGGCUCCCAAGGACGUGUCCUGGAAAUGUGUGAUUUUGUCCUGUGAGCAGUGUGUGCUGCUCACAAAGUGAGCCAGUGCAUGAUGGAUAUUUUUUCCAGUUGAGCAAUAUGAUCUUUUUAUCCACUGUUAAUGCUAUUAAAAUGUAAAUGGUUUAGAGUAUUGUGUGAUGUGAGGUCACCCAGGAUUCAGACGGCUGGAUAGAGGGGGGAUGCUGAGGCCAAGUAUGUGGGAUAGCCUGCUCAUGAUCUCCGACCAGAGGGAUUGAACAGGUGAACAGAGCCAGAAGGCAUGAAAAUAAUCAUCUAUUGCACGUGGACAGUCAUGGGAUUUAUUAUCAUCAGAAAAUCCCAUAUGAUAUAGAUGUGAUCUGUUAUAUGAGUUCUUGUAUUAGUUGAGUUCCAUUUAACUGUGAGUAUUGACGCAAUGUUUUCCUGAUGUAAAAAAAGAUUUGUAUAUCUUCAAUGGCCUCAGUGACUUCAAGUUAUGAUAAACUGUUAAGAGGCUGUGUCAUUAUCAAAAUUACUGAUCAUUUUCACCUUGAUGGCUUCUUCCAGCUGUACAUAUUUAAAGUGGCAACAGUGAGGUAUAUUGUAGUUAAGGUCAAAGAUCAUGAACAGGCCACCACUGAAAUGGUUCCCCAGGCUGGCUACUCCCCUCUCCUUCCACGCUGGAAAGACAAAAGGCCUCAAAAAGAUGACUGAUAAUACUGUAUUUUCCACCACGCUGUGAGGGUGGUGUUGAUGGCUUAACAUUUGAAACAGAUGUUUAAUGGUCUUGUCAGUAAAAGGAAGGUUUUUGGUGGGGUUUUCAUGUGUUAUUGUCUAUUCUACAUCCAGUUAGGAUGGAUUUGUGUUGUUUGUCCAGUGCCAAAUAUAUAGGAUUGCAUGCGGUGUGGCAGGAAAUAAUGGUAAUGGGUUUUUGUACGAGGACAGAUAUUUUAAUUCGAGGCCUUCUGUCUUUCCAACAGAAACGAUUAACUGUUAAGAGAGGACAGCCAGCUGUGGGGCAUGUUAACAGGAGUAAUGGCAGAGAGGUAGUUUAUUCUUGCAAGUAUGUUAAUUUUGACUGCAGAUAUGACCACAUAGUGAUAGUGACAGUUUAUUCCAACGUUCCGAGUCCCCUUUAAUGGUCUUUAACAGCAGAGAGAAGUUUGGUUUUGUUUAGAUUUUAUGAUAAAUGAAUACCUAGGUAUUUUAUGGAAUGAGGGUAAAUCCCCGUCCUCGGCAUCCCAGUCUUGGACUUGACCUAGUUGAUGGAAGACACCUUACUUGCACUGUUAAUGAGACUAUGGACUGACUGAAGAGAGGUUAAAGAAGAAGUCAAGUAUAACUGGAUGUCAUCGGCAUAUAAACUGAUUUUAUGAUGAAGUGAUUUAGAUUGAAUGCCUGAUAUACUGUGAUUUUGCUUUAUGAAUGUAAUUAGAGAUACUAUGAAAAAGAACGUAGUUAUGGUGAUAGUGGACAUCCCUUUGUCAUGCCUCUUUUUAACACAAGGGUUUUUAAUGUAAUUUCACUGGUUAUUACUGACCAUUACUGGCAGUGGGGGAUGAGUACAGUAUUUAAUCCAAUUAGUGAAACACAGACCAAAUGGAUGAUGAUUUCAUGUUAUGUAAGUUGUUAAGUUUAUAUUUAGUUUUUAAUAGGUCUCUGAAGGUAGGGCCUGUGGACAUUUGUGAGGCUAGGUGGUCCAGGCUAAGUGAUGUUCUUUUUUUUGUUUUUGGUUUGUGCAAAAUGCUAUAAUUCUUCCUCUCAUUACUGCUUUUGCUGUUUCCCAUAAUGUAUGUGUGUUGUAGGUGUCUAGAAAGAAAGUCCAGUCUUGAUCAAAAUAUUUGAUGAAAUCCUUAUGUCAGAGUAGUGAGGUAUUGAAGUGGGAGUCUGCUAGGAAUGUCAUGGUGACGGGGGCAUGAUCUGAAAGGGCGAUGCAAUGAAUGGUGGAGUCAGAUAGCGUUGUUAAUCAAUAAUCAAUGUGUGGGUAUAAUUUGUGGUAUGGGGAGUAAUAUGAAUACUCUCUUUUAAUUGGGUUUUGCAAUCUCCAUGUGUCAGUCAGUCCAUAGUCCUCUACAUAGACCGGCCUAUUUUUGGGAUUUAAUGAUGUGUUCUUAAACGAGAAACAUACAGUAAGUGCUUGUGCAGUAAAUGUAAAGUAAAGUAAAGUAAAUGUGUUGCUUUGCUGCAAGUUUUUUUUUUUUUAAAUGAUAUUUUACAGCAGGGUUUGUAAUGACAUAAGUAGCUCACCUCGUUGCUUUGACUAUGAAAGUUUCAAAACGUAUGGUGAUGUUUGUUGAAACUAUUUCGUCCCUGCUGUACCAAAAGUUUACACCAUAAGAUUAAAUUAAUCAGUGUCUCACAUCCGUGAGAGAGCACUUUCCCAAACUACAACUACAGUUUCACUAAAAGAAGUCUUAGUCUAAGGGGCUUACAUUUUUUAAGGAAAAUGUACUAUAUAUUACAAACUUCAUGUAAGCCAUGAUCAUUUUUGAUUCAAAUGGCUUUUUUCCAAAUCAAAAUAUGUAAAAUAAAUUGAACAAAUAUAUAAGGAAUUUGGUAAAAGCCACUGAAUAUUAUUAAAUACUGUGAUAAAUAAUUCUGAUACAAGUAAAUAUGCAAUUAAAUGGAAACAUCCAUUGAUGUAAUCCAAUUUAGUUGCUCUGUAUCGUAAAUAAAACAUGCAACAUCUGA
Messenger RNA from Thunnus maccoyii (southern bluefin tuna), 6430 nucleotides. It is a transcript of the gene ighmbp2, whose product is annotated as immunoglobulin mu DNA binding protein 2. The transcript is spliced from 16 exons. Gene Ontology annotation, molecular function: DNA binding; zinc ion binding; ATP hydrolysis activity. The record is from RefSeq and is a predicted model, not a curated record. Bases 226 to 3216 code for a protein of 996 amino acids. NCBI's taxonomy places the organism in Eukaryota, Metazoa, Chordata, Actinopteri, Scombriformes, Scombridae.